CAAGGGCUGGAUGACUUCCGAACCCUGGCGAAAUCGAAGGGGAGGGGCGGAGAUAGAGAGGAAGAUGCUCGGAGAGAGAGAGGAAGUGGCGCGGAUAGAGAGAGGAAGAGGUGCGGAGAGAGAGAGAGAGGAAGAGGCACGGAGAGAGAGAGAGGAAGAGGCGCGGAGAGAGAGAGGAAGAGGCGUGGAGAUAGAGAGGAAGAGGCGCGGAGAGAGAGGGAGGAAGAGGCGCGGAGAGAGAGAGAGAGGAAGAGGCGCGGAGAGAGAGAGAGAGGAAGAGUCGCGAAGAGAGAGAGAGAGGAAGAGGUGCGGAGAGAGAGAGAGGAAGAGGUGCAUAAACGAAGGGAAAGGAGAUAUCCCAGUGGAGACACUCGCACGAUUCGAGAAGGACGUGAAGCCAACCGACAUCGGGUUCCUAGCGAUAGCAACAGAGGUGGAAAACGAUGGGGAGAAUACCUUGGAACCUCCAGGAAAAACCAAGGAAUUACUGAAGGAGUUCCAAGACAUUCUUCAUGACGAUCUGCCGAACGAGCUACCGCCAUACCGAACACAUCAACACGAGAUCGUGGAGGAACCGGGUUCGAAGCCGACCUUCCGAGCACCAUAUCGACUCAGCCCCACUGAGCUGAUCGACAUGAAAAACAGAUCGAGUAUCUCCUUGCCAAAGGACUCAUCCGACCAUCGACUUCGCCAUACGGUGCCCCAGUGCUCUUCACACCGAAACCGGACGGAAGCUUGCGCAUGUGCAUCAAUUACCGGGCUCUUAACAAGCAGACCAUCAAGAAUAAAUAUCCGAUACCAUGAAUCGAUGACCUGUUUGACCAUCUUCGAGGAGCUACGGUAUUUUCCAAACUGGAUAUGCGGUCCGGAUACUGGCAGAUACGAAUGGCGGACAACUCUAUCCACAAAACUGCCUUCCGAACUCGGUAUGGAUCGUACGACCAAAAUGAACCACAUUCUACGACCACUUUUGGACGAGUGCAUGGUGGUGUACCUGGACGACAUCCUCAUCUACUCGCGCAACAUGAAGCAGCACGUCGAACACCUGCGACGCGUCUUCGAAAUUCUUCGACGAGAACGGCUCUACGUCAAACUGUCCAAGAGCGAAUUCGCCCUCAAGAAAGUCCAAUUUCUAGGACACAUGGUGAGCGCUCAAGAAGUUCACGUCGACCCGAAGAAGAUCGAAGCCGUACGUAUGUGGAAGACACCAGAAAACGUGAAGGACUUGCAGCAGUUCCUAGGCUUCGCUAAUUACUACAACAGGUUCGUGCCACAGUAUGCGAAACUCGCAGCACCACUCACGAAUUGCUGAAGAAAAACACGCCCUAAAAAUGGGAGC
This is a messenger RNA of Closterium sp. NIES-67, 1339 nucleotides long. The record is from the annotation of a GenBank genome assembly. NCBI's taxonomy places the organism in Eukaryota, Viridiplantae, Streptophyta, Zygnematophyceae, Desmidiales, Closteriaceae.